This is a messenger RNA of Saccostrea cuccullata (small rock oyster), 1051 nucleotides long. Its product is annotated as multimerin-2-like. Bases 98 to 1018 code for a protein of 306 amino acids. NCBI's taxonomy places the organism in Eukaryota, Metazoa, Mollusca, Bivalvia, Ostreida, Ostreidae. The transcript has 2 exons. The record is from RefSeq and is a predicted model, not a curated record. Gene Ontology annotation, molecular function: protein binding.
UUUAAGAAUAUCAUUCCUGGUGUUUCUGGUUAAAAUAUCGUCGGCAAAAUCAUGCAAGGAAAGACUUCAUCAGGUGGAAAAUCUUCUGGAAAGCCUCAUGUUGAGAAUGGAAGACAAGAACGGAGCUAAAGACAAAGCAGGAAGCAGAAUAGAGAGACUUUUUGAAGCGCGAUUUAAAAAAGAAAAUCAAGACUUAAAAAGAAAAGUUCUACAACUAGAAGAAAAUCUACAUAACUCUAACGCACAAAUGGACAAUGUGAAGACUAUAAUAUUGGAACUACUGUCUACGAACCGGGAACUAAAUGCGAGAAUAACAGCUUUGGAAAACAGUCAUGACAGAUAUGAGAAGAAGAAGAAUAUAAAUACUAUGUUUGGCGGGAGUAUAAAGAAAUCUACGAGUGCAACAGCUUUAUCGAAAGAGAAUUCCGAUGAAUUCUCUUCGUCAAGUUCCAUAACGAAGGGCCAAAUAUUCCUCGAAGCACAACAAAAUUUUACCAUGACUGAGACCAAAAAUCAACCAACCAUUCUCAAGUCAAAUCCAUUUCAGAACAAGACAUUUAAGGAGAAACGUCUUUUGACGGGUGUACACACAACAAAGCCUCCAUUUGCAGAUGGUGUAGCAUUUUCUGCCUUUGUUUCUGCAUUGGAAACAGAUAUUUCAAAAGACCACACCAUUAAAUUCGAUAGCAUAGUGACAAACAUCGGCAACCAUUAUAAUCCACAUUCCGGAAUAUUCACUGCUCCGCAGCAUGGUGCAUAUGUAUUUACUUGGAACAUUUACUGCAACCAUGAUAACUAUAUUUAUUCCCAGGUUGUUGUCAACUCUAAUGCUGUUGCAGCCAUAUAUACAUCCGGCAAAGGAGCAACAAAUGUGAGAACUACAACAGGAGUGGUGGUGGUAGAGGUCAAUCAGGGAGACGUGGUGUUUGUCCGAACUCAUCCUACUCAAGCGCAUAGUGGAAAUCUCUAUAGUGGUUCCAGUUGGAGAUCGUCUUUCAAUGGAUGGAAGAUAUACUAAAUUAAAAAUUUCUUGAAAACCUGGGAUUUGAAA